GUCGUGUUCGUUGUUUCGGACGUCGACCUCCAAUUGUCUCGAAUGCUGCACAUGCGUCGCCGCCGAGCCAAUAUCAAUGUCUCAUGCUAGCUCCUCUCUUGCCAACUGGGACGGCAGCCAGGGCGGCUCGUUCGGAGAUUUGACGAUCAUACCGACCCAUCCGCCGAUCACCCCUCCCGGGGCAUAUAGCGUGCACAAUGCUACUACGCGAUCUAGGACGGUGGCUUGGGGGUCGGCAAAGAUGAUGCAGAACAGGUCGUGGCAGAAUUAUGUCGAGGAACCGAUGGCCUCGCACAUCAUGCCAUCUGGGUCAAAUACAGACGACGUGGUAUCUUUAUCAACGACCCACGAAAGCCACCAAGGGCCCAGAUCCCCGGAAAACUCAGCAAGUCGUUAGCUCUUGGAAUGUGCGGCUGACGCGAACAUCUGCUCCAGUACACACACCAAGCUGAACGCGUUUCGCCUCCUAAAAGUGAUAUCGAUUCUGGGCUCUUUGAUGGUUCACUCUCGAGUGAAGACCAAGACGACGAUCGAGCAGAGGAACACCCUCGGACCCCGGCAGCAAUGGACGAGGAUGCCACCGUAGAAACCCCUGAAUCCAACCGGGGCCAAUACGACCUGUCGGCGGAUGUUUCUUUUACCUCUGUAUACAACGAGCUAGAGUCCCGGCAUCGAACAAACUCACCCGAAAUUCCCAUUACCUCCUCCCCGGCGCGCCCCAUUCACCGAAACCCAGAACCGUUAUUCCUCCCUUCCUGCUCACCCGAAUCAUCUUCAGUGGAGAUUGUCCCCUCCGAAGACGAACUUCUUCCAGCUCUACGUCCUCGCCGCCAUCGACGGUCCAAGCCAUUCGUACUCAUACCCCCCUUUCCACGGGGAAAAACACGGUAUGACUACGAAUGGAGGCUGCCGCGUCUUGCGUUAGAACGUGCCAAGACGUGGGCGACUCACCCGGAUGACUACGGCGCAGACGACCCAACUUUCCGCAAUCUGCGACAGCAGGAUGACGCGGACGACGAAUGGGUCCCAUCUAUAUCGCGCGCCCAUAAGCGCAAAACGGCGCAGCCGCCCAAGCCAACAGCGCAAGGCUCUUCGCGCACGGCGAAACGGCGUCAAUCGGCCGUUGACAGCCGCAACGGGACACGUGCACGACAGAAGCGGCGGAAGGUGGACGACGAGGAUUCGGCGCGUCAGAGCAGUCCCGAGAUCGAGUUCGUCGAGAAUCCUGUCCCCAGGAAAGCUCGCAACGGCGACGGGUCGAAGAGCGCACCGAUUUUACUGGAUGAGGCUGACCCUGUUGCGUCCUCGGCUUCAUCUAUUGAUGAUUUCACGUCUGCUCUUACUCCCGUCUCCUCCGCGACUCCUGGCGCUUUGCUGGAGGAAGCUGCGAACAACGCCGCCGCGACUGCUUCCAACGAGAAUUGCGAUGAAGAUGGGGUGUAUGACUCCGCCUCGCGUGGUCAAAGCCAGAUUCCUACCACUCCUCGCUACGACGCAGACAGAGCUGGUCAGCCCUAUUCUCUGAGCGAUUCCUCGGAUCUUGACGGGUUCGAGGUCCUCGAGGAGAUCCCGAUAAAACCUUUCGAGGACGCUACGGAUAGUUCGCGAGCCCUCAAGUUUUCCGUGGAUCGCACUAUCCGUCUCAUGGAUAUCGCCGAUGACACCAAUACUACUCUCGGUGCUGGCCAUCUGGAAGAUCUUGAAGCGUAUUUGAAGCAUGUCGAAAAAGCCAACGUUAUGGUGAGCUGCAGAUUGCGCUCGCAGCUGCAGCAGGACGUGGUUGCACCGGUUGAGCCUCCUCCUCCAGAGCCGGAGCCCGAUUUCGACGUGCAUCGGCCGGAACUCUCGCCAUUUCGGAUGCCGUCCUUUCAGUCAACAACGGAGGGGGGUGCGUCUUUCGUGAUGUUAGGGCACGCGGCUCUCCCCCAGCACGACGACUGGUUGUACUCGGUCGCGGCCAUGCCUGGUGCGGAGAACGAUGCGAUGCAGUCCCUUUCUGCCGCGGGUAUCAGUCAGACCGACAACAUGAAUGGCAUGACGCGCAACAUUGACAUCUUCCAGCAUUUUAUGGAGACUAACAGGAUUGACGGAGGGUCCGCCGUUUCCCUCCCCCAACUUGAUUCGCAUUCCCUCUCCCAUCCUUCGACGUCUGCUUACUCGUCGAUCGCGCCUUCUGCCAUUUACACGGGCACUGUCGACCCUUCCCUUCUCGGCGGGCCGCCUCCGGUUUCUUUGCCGGCGAAGGAGGUCGAUGACUUGGUUCUGAUUCAGUCGCCUUCGACAUCAUUCUCUCAUUCAUUCGUCCUUCCAUAUCAGGAACAACAGUAUCAUCCACACAGCGACGACGAGGCGUACCACUCCGACGGAGGUAAUUCCAGCACAGAUUCUUCUGCGUCGGAGUACGGUGCCGAGCCACGACCGGCGGACAAAUCUCCGAUCGAUCAAGCUUCGCCACCGCGGAGGAAAUCCGCUCGCGGACGCAUUCCUAAGCAGCGUUGGGGGUCUGAGGCCAGCAUCACGUUCGCGGAUAAUAGGAGCGGACCUAGUCAACUGCCGAAGGUCAACAUGAAGCUGAAGCAGCCGAAGGCGAAAUCCGCUGUUGACCUACGAUCGAUCGACGUGGCGAGCUCAAGCACGCUCAGGGAAGCUAGUGUGCGCAGUGUGUCCGUGCGCUCGUUUCCGUUGCCGGACUUCACUAAGACAGCCGCUCGCACGAAGCAACCAGAGACCGGCGAGGAGUCAUUCUGCCACCAGUGCCGCCGCAAAACCCGAUAUCCCAAGAUGUCUUGUGCAAGAUACCCCUGCAAACUCCUUUUCUGUGUUCGUUGCAUUGAUAAUCGAUAUCCCCAUAUCGUCUUCGAUGCCUCGCUCAGGCAUUGGGUCUGCCCGUCGUGCGAGGGAGUGUGCAAUUGCACCCACCACACUCGAGCGCGAGGCGAACGAUACAUCGGCCCGCGAUCAAGGGAUCCCGCGAUCAAAGGCACUAAGAAACCCAAACAACCGAAACGAAGCGAGAAAGCCCCCGCAUGUGGCACACAGCGCCGCAAGCGCGUGACACCCUCGUCAAUUGGGGAAUAUGAAUCAGACGACGAAGCCUUUGGUCCAGAGGAUGCGGAGAUCGCCCCGAUCGUAGCCUAUCCGGAACCAGGAAUGUCGUGGGGCACCGUGUACCUGACAUCGGGGCAACGCGCUGGUACGGGCAUCGUGGCACUGAACAACACUGUAAUCGUUCCUGGCAUCGAUCUCAGGACGAAGCGAAAAGCACGAGGUUCCAAACGCUUGUUCAUAGGCUCCCCUCUACCCGGUUGGCGUGUACUCCCACUUGUCGAUGAAAAUCCUUCCGACUCCCUUACUCACAAACCCGGGGAUGACCUCCAGCAGACCACCCGACGACGGCUUUUUGUCGGGAAUUCUGCAGCCCUACGCUGGC
Molecule: messenger RNA, 3430 nt
Organism: Punctularia strigosozonata HHB-11173 SS5
Lineage: Eukaryota; Fungi; Basidiomycota; Agaricomycetes; Corticiales; Punctulariaceae
Exons: 4
Source: RefSeq, a predicted model, not a curated record